This is a messenger RNA of Pestalotiopsis fici W106-1, 627 nucleotides long. RefSeq lists its product as uncharacterized. The coding region runs from base 1 to 627 and encodes 208 amino acids. The record is from RefSeq and is a predicted model, not a curated record. NCBI's taxonomy places the organism in Eukaryota, Fungi, Ascomycota, Sordariomycetes, Amphisphaeriales, Sporocadaceae. The transcript is spliced from 2 exons.
AUGUUGUCCACCCUGCUUCUAGCCUGUGCCGCCACGGUCACGGCAUACAAUGCAACUGGUCCUUACGGUCUGCACAUUACUGGUAAAGAGGAUUCGUCGAUUGAUGGUUACGCCGGAGCUUGCCAUGCAGGUGCAGCCAUUGAAGGACUCUGCUUCAUUUCUGGUGAAUUGAACGACACAACGACAUAUCAGCAAUUCAACUUCAACUACUCAAGCUAUGACUCCACCACUGGAGAGGUGUAUCCCUAUGGCUGGCUCGAGUGGGAGCUCCCCCUAAGCACCGGCACUGAUGGCGAGAUUACUUCUGUGCCCUCUGCUCUCCAGAUUGAUCUAAACUUGGGAUCCAAUGUCAAUGUGGCCCUCUUCUACCCCGGAUACGACAGCUACACAAGUCUGCAGAAGUCCGAGAAUGGCACCCUUUACAUUCCCGGGGGCGUUGAUGACACUCAAAACACCGACACAUACCCCAACCCCGUCGUCUAUCAGGGCAACCUGACAAACUGGUAUCUGUGCUACCAGUUCACCGGAGGUUACUACUACCAGUCCAUUGCCUGGGUCAACAGCUUGCCGCCCCAGAACCCCACAUGUGCACCUGUGGACUUGACUCUCGAGACCCUUGGCUACUAA